UGUGCCAGCGCUAACGUAACUGUGGUGUUGGUCGGCUGGGGUCUUGUUGUUGAUCGUUGGGACUGGGAGAGGGCUGUCUUCGCCAAAAUAUCGAUUUGUGUCAGCGAUGCAGUACUAGGCCUAUCUAUUCGCUCCUGUCUGCACGGUGAACUGUGCACAGAAGCACAAACAAUAUCAAUGUGAAUGUGAUCUAUGAAUUUCAUUUCGUCGUGACCGAGAUUCUUCAACCAUAUUGGCUGUGAUCUAGAUAUCUAGGCUAGUAAGAUCAAAUCAAGACGACCUGUGAGGUCUCUUGAUCUCACCCAAGGCGCAAAAGCAGCGACAAACGAAAUAAAAAAUGGCCGACGAGGAAAACCACGAACUCCUUGAAAGGGCACGAGCCGUGUCUGCCCAGAUGGACCUUCGCGUAUUCGAGGGCGUGCCCUACUGCCCGUACGAGCGAGUCAACAGCUUUGAGCGCAUGUUCUCCCUCAUCCGAGGGGCGGAGCUUAGGCCCGAUGAUGUCAUAACCACCGGUUUCCUCCGAUCUGGCAACCACUGGGCGUUCGAGAUUCUAAACAUGAUUCUGGGGCAGGGCACCGACUUCUCCAAAAGGAACUUCUUUGAAUUGCAGCUCGAAAUGAUGGGCGAUCGGGUGACGAAGGUUCUUCAGAAAGCCUCUUCCCCCAGAGUGCUGACGUCACACUGCCAGCUUCGUUUUCUUCCGAGGCAAGCGUUUGAGUCUGAGAGGAAGACCAAGAUCGUGUACAUUCUGAGGAACCCUAAAGACGCCAUGGUUUCGCAGUACAAGCUGAUGAACUCCACGCGCAUUAAGAAGUUGGGGUUUUCUGGAAGCUGGGACGAGUUUGUGGAACUUCUAUUACACGAGGGACUUCAGUGGGGUACCUGGUUCGACCACGUCCUCAGCACAGACGCCUUUCUCAAGGAAAACCCUGACUUCCCGUUAUUCAUCCUUCAGUUCGAGAAACUGCGAGAAGACCCGGUCCCGAUCGUCCGUGACCUUUGCCGCUUUCUGGGACAACCCGAGACCCUUGCUGAACAAAUAGCCGAUGCCACGAGGUUCGACAGUAUGAAAAAAGGCACCGAGGACAAGUUUGGUAAAAUGAAGAGUGAUUUUCUGAAAGACGACAGCUCCGGUUUUGUGGUGAAGGGUCAAAUUGGGAGCUGGAGGAACGAGUUCACGGCGGCCCAAAGCGAGAGAUUUGACCGAGUGUUUGAGAAGAGGAUGGCGGGCUGUAGCUUGGCGGACAGGGUCAGAGAGUAUAUAUAAUUUAAAGUGCACGACGUGGCGGAAUCAGGCGUUCGUCAGUUUUUGGGCAUAUGGAGUUAUUGGUACCAUCUUAAAGCUCGUUCAUUUGUCUUGCACUUGGCGAAGAAAAUGCCUCUAUUUAUCUUUAAUAGAAGUCGAUAUAUUUGCGAUUGAAGGAGAUGGGGGCCGUCUGGUGUCAGUGGUAAAAUUAAGGAGAAAAUGGCCACUA
Messenger RNA from Aplysia californica (California sea hare), 1478 nucleotides. RefSeq names its product sulfotransferase family cytosolic 1B member 1. Lineage: Eukaryota; Metazoa; Mollusca; Gastropoda; Aplysiida; Aplysiidae. The transcript is spliced from 3 exons. The record is from RefSeq and is a predicted model, not a curated record. Gene Ontology annotation, biological process: sulfation. Gene Ontology annotation, molecular function: sulfotransferase activity. The coding region runs from base 338 to 1270 and encodes 310 amino acids. Gene Ontology annotation, cellular component: cytoplasm.